Messenger RNA from Suillus fuscotomentosus, 928 nucleotides. RefSeq lists its product as uncharacterized. Bases 129 to 626 code for a protein of 165 amino acids. The transcript is spliced from 4 exons. NCBI's taxonomy places the organism in Eukaryota, Fungi, Basidiomycota, Agaricomycetes, Boletales, Suillaceae. The record is from RefSeq and is a predicted model, not a curated record.
UAAACCCGUUUCUCAAUCUGCUCCGCCUCUUUCAUCUCACGUCUCUUUACCUUGAGCCCGCCGCCGACCUCGUCUUUCCUUGAUUGUACACUCAUUUUUUCAAUCGUUCACCCAUUCUUUCAAACGCAAUGUUCACCAAAGCAAUUGCUGCGAUCCUAGCUUUGCCCUUGGUGGCACAAUUUGUUUCUGCAGACACCUGCACUCGCACUUACACCGCUCAGGCUGGCGAUAUCUGUGACAGUAUUUCGGCAGCCAACGAUGUUUCCACGUACCAGCUUGCUGUCGUCAACGUCGGAAUCAUCGACGAAGGAUGCGACAACCUUGUCGUUGGCCAGAAUUACUGUCUUGGAUGGCAAGGUCAGGACUGCACGACCACUUAUGUAGUCCAGCAAUACGACGAUUGUUAUAUUGUUUCUUCCAACGCGGGCAUCAACACCACUAUCCUGUACGAAAACAACCCGCAGAUCAACGAGGAUUGCAGCAAUAUUUACAUUGGAGAGGUAUUGUGCACAGCGAACACUGUCCAAGUCCCUCCUGCCCCUGAUGGCACUACCCCCGCUACGACAAUCCCUGCAACCGCUACUCCUGCCAACCCUGACGGCGACCUCCCUUGGUGUGACGAGUAAAUUCCUUGGCCUCCACCAUCCUGCUACACUUUCGAGUGUAUGUCGCACGGGUGAUGACAGGCUGGUCGUGUCGUCGUUUUGGUCACCUUAUUCCCUUUUUCAUUCUGAACUUUAUCACAUUGUUUUUCACAACCAGAGUUACCCCCGGUGGUGGUAUACCCAGCAAUAGUAACUCCAUCUUUGCACUUUAUUACCUUGAAUUCUUCACAUGUGGUAAUUCUGGUAAUUCCCCUUACAUUCGAGGGAAUAGAUCGCGGUCUUAUAGGGCUUGCCCUUUGUGAUGACCAUUUACAUACGCCGUU